AAUUCGUUAUUUUAACUCACUGUAUUUUCCCAGCAACAUGCUCGUUCCCGUCUUCUCCAAGAAAACCAAACGCCAUUUAAAAGUCAAAAUAUUAUGAACUAUACAUCAAGCUCCCAAUGAGAUUUUGGCACUUAUCGAUCAAACAUUCACAGCGAUUACAGACUUCCUUCAUUUCGGAGGCGCAGAUCGGACAAACCACUUUGUCUUGUCUCAGAAGUAGUAGCGGUAAUGGUAUUGCCAGUAAUAAAGCUUGGAACUCUCUUCUUGAAGACGCUUAGCAAGCCGGUGGCUAGCCGGCUCAAGCAACAAGCUAGUUUGCACCCCAGGUUUCGUCAAUUUAUCGUCAACAUUGCUCAGGUAAAUCAUCGAAUCACCACGAGAAUGCAAAGACGCCUCUAUGGUCAUUCUAAUGAUGUCGAGAUACGUCCAUUGGACGAGGAGAAAGCAGUUCAGGCUGCUGGUGACCUUAUUGGAGAACUCUUCAUCUUUACGGUUGCAGGAGCUGCUGUAAUCUUUGAGGUACAGAGAAGUUCUAGAUCAGAAGCCAGGAAGGAGGAAAUACGUAAACAAGAACUAGAGGUGCUGAGGCAAAAAGAUGAGGAAUUAGCAAAAGAGCUGGAACUUCUUAGGCAAAAACUUGAAGAACUGGCACAGCUUGCAAGAGGACAAGGACUAAGUUGUAGUUUACACUUUACAAGUGCUAAUAUGGAGGAUCCAAAGUUAGCAAAGCCAACUUGAUCCGACUUGAGAUUUACAGAAAGAUGAUUAUUUAUUUGCCCAUUAUGGUUUGUUAGAUAUCCCUUGUUUUAUGAGGGAAGCUUCUUGCCUUCAUUCUUUAACCCUUGGUUACUUGGGCAGAGGUCUGGUAUCACCUGCUCCAUUAAUUCAUCUCAAAUUGAAUCUGGGAUGUAA
This is a messenger RNA of Carica papaya (papaya), 912 nucleotides long. RefSeq names its product Optic atrophy 3 protein (OPA3). Gene Ontology annotation, biological process: regulation of lipid metabolic process. Lineage: Eukaryota; Viridiplantae; Streptophyta; Magnoliopsida; Brassicales; Caricaceae. The record is from RefSeq and is a predicted model, not a curated record. Gene Ontology annotation, cellular component: mitochondrion.